Molecule: messenger RNA, 2397 nt
Organism: Rotaria sordida
Lineage: Eukaryota; Metazoa; Rotifera; Eurotatoria; Philodinida; Philodinidae
Source: the annotation of a GenBank genome assembly
AUGGGCACAAAUCCUUCUGAUUUGAUCAAAAGCAUUAAAACUAAAAAUUCAUCAGUACCUGAUUCGGGUAAAGAACAGAAUCAAGAAGAAAGUACUAAUGUCAUAGAAUCUGUUGAUACACAAUUAUCAAAAGAAUCAUCACAAGAAGAAAAAUCAGAGCAAAUCAUAGAAAAGUCGAUUCCAUCUACUAACCAAAUACUUCAUGAACUUGACCAUCGCUCUACUCUUAAUUUUAAUAAGUCUUCUUCAUUGAAAACAUCCAGAAAAGGACGAACAACUGCAACGAAUACUGCAUUAGAUUAUGAACCUCCAACGAAUAAUAAUCAAAAUAGAACACCAAUCGCUUCAAAAAAUCAAAUUAAUGAAACAUCUGAAACUGAACAUGCAACGUCAUUUGUAACAAAUGCAUUAAGUAACACUAAACGAGGAUUACAUGAUACAUUUAAAAUAAUGAAAUUAGCUGCUGAUGUUCAUGAUACAUUAUUUAUUGAAGAGUUAAAAGAUUCUGUAAGUCCAUUACUUCGUGCUUUAGCUAUUCGUCAAAAAUAUAUGCACCAUAGUUGUCAAUCAUAUUCAACAACGAUUGAACCUUUUUUAGCUAAAAUUUUAGAAGAAGAUGAUCAUUAUCAACGUACAUCAUUAAAUGUCAAUCUACCCAAAAAAGAAGAAUCUGAUCUACCUACUACAGUAGCUAUAAAAGUUGAAAAUCCAUUUAGUAAACCAUUACUUCCACCUAUGGAUGCUUGUGUUAGAGCAGAAAAAGGUAUAUAUCAUGUUUAUACACUUAAUGAACAAAAACAAUGGAUACCAGCUAAAUAUAAAUCCAUAACUAUGGAUGAAUUCAUUGAAGAUUAUACACUUAUAUCAAAAAUGAUUGUUGAUGGUCCAUUACAAUCUUAUUGCCAUCGUCGUUUACAAUAUCUUAAAACAAAACAUGAAUUACAUACAUUACUUAAUGAAGUUAAAGAAUGGUCAGAAGCUAAAUCAGCAUCACAUAGAGAUUUUUAUAAUAUUCGAAAAGUUGAUACACAUAUUCAUGCAGUAGCAUCAAUGCAUCAAAAAAGUUUAUUAACUUUUAUGAAGAAAAAAAUGCAAGUAUCAAGUGAUAUGAAAGUUUAUAAGAAACCUGAUGGAACUAUGUUAACAUUAAAACAAGUUUUUGAUGAAUUAAAACUCGAUAUUAAUCAUAUAGAUAUUGAUCAACUUGGUGUUCAUGCUGAUCGACAUACAUUUCAACGUUUCGAUCGUUUCAAUGCAAAUUAUAAUCCUGCUGGUAAAGCGAUGUUACGAGAAAUUUUUAUGAAACCUAAUAAUCAUAUUGAUGGAGUAUUUUAUGCUGAACUGUUAAAAGAAGUUAUCACUAAUUUAGAAGUGAGUAGAUAUCAACAUGCAGAAUUUCGUAUGUCAAUUCAAGGUAGAAGUAUGGAUGAAUGGGAUAAAUUAGCUAAAUGGUUUUUAAAAAAUGAAAUGCAUUCGACUAAUGUUAGUUAUAUGAUACAAGUACCACGCAUUUUUACUGCUCAUCGUGCAGGUGGUAAAUUAAAAAAUUUUGAAGAACUUUUAACAAAUCUUUUUCAACCAUUAUUUGAUGCAACAAUUCAUCCUGAAUCACAUCCAGAUUUAUUCCGUUUUAUGCGUUAUUUUACUGGUUUUGAUUCAGUUGAUGAUGAAUCAAAACCUGAAAGAUCAAUAUCAACAUGUCAUACGAUAGAUCCAGAUCAAUGGAAUACAAAUGAAAAUCCACCUUAUGCUUAUUAUUUAUUUUAUAUGUAUGCAAAUAUUCUUACACUUAAUCAACUUCGAAGAUCACGUGGUUUAAAUACAUAUCAAUUGCGUCCACAUUGUGGUGAAGCUGGUGAUGUAUCACAUCUUGCUACAGCAUAUAUACUUGCAGAAAAUAUUUCUCAUGGUCUUGUUUUACGCGAAUCAUCUGUAUUACAAUAUUUAUAUUAUUUAUGUCAAAUUGGUAUAGCUAUGUCACCAUUAAGUAAUAAUUCAUUAUUUUUGAGUUAUAAUCGAAAUCCAUUUUUGGAAUAUUUUCAACGUGGUCUUUGUGUUUCAUUAUCAACAGAUGAUCCAUUACAAUUUCAUUUUACUAAGGAACCAUUAAUGGAAGAAUAUUCCAUUGCUGCUCAAAUAUGGAAGUUAUCAUCAAUUGAUAUGUGUGAAAUAGCACGAAAUUCUGUUUUAAUGAGUGGUUAUCCGGAUGAAGUUAAAAAAGCUUGGCUUGGAGUAGGUUAUAAACAACCUGGUAUUGCUGGUAAUGAUAUUCGUCGUUCAAAUGUACCAAAUAUUCGAAUAGGUCAUCGAUAUGAAGUACUUUGUGAAGAACUUCGUUUACUUAAAGUUGCAUAUCAUAGUCGACAAGAAGAAGAUACUACCGAAGAUUCAUUUUAA